This is a messenger RNA of Podospora pseudocomata, 2098 nucleotides long. It is a transcript of the gene RMD1, whose product is annotated as sporulation protein rmd1. NCBI's taxonomy places the organism in Eukaryota, Fungi, Ascomycota, Sordariomycetes, Sordariales, Podosporaceae. The coding region runs from base 354 to 2042 and encodes 562 amino acids. The record is from RefSeq and is a predicted model, not a curated record. The transcript has 3 exons.
AGCCAACCACAGCGAAAAACGGCUGCAGUUGAGAAACUGGGUCUUCUGCAAACACUGCCCAGACGUCAUCACCAAUCCCGUCCGCAACAGUAGAGAGUUGGAGACACCGCACCAUUCAGAUCAUUUUUUACCACGACGAUCAGCGAUAAGCUCUCCCCCAGUCCGCUAAGGAACCAGCUUCGAUUGGCACGACAAAAAAGAAAGUCAGAGGGAGGAAUAAGCAACAAACGAUACCCUCUCCCGUCAAUCACCACAAUCCAUAGCUGUUUUCGGAUUGGACGCUUGAUUGGAAAACACAGCCGAGACCUCGUGUCUCAUCACAGCGCCCACCACUCAGGUGAAAAGACAACAAAAUGGCGGACACGACGGCGCCCAUCGAGACAACGCCUCUCUUAUUAAACAGUUCAUCCACCUCCUCUGUCGAGCCCCCUUCAUCCCCCGAGUCUGCCACCCGCCCUCCAAAACCACAGCGCAAUGUCACCUUCAAUCCAAACCCUGUCUCCAAGACGAUCGAGCCGGAGCAGCAAUACCACACCCGGAUAAGAACAGCAGGCAAUCACCAACACCACCAACAUCAACCGCCCUUAUCGCCCUCCAGCCCCUCGGCCAUCAGCACCGGCGGGCUCGGCGGUGGCCCGCCUAUGUUGUCCGCCCUAAACAAUAAACUCCGCCGGCGCAAUAGUCAUGGGGGCGGAGGACCCAGCGGUGUACUUCCCGUGGCGGGCGCACCAGGACAUCACCUACCCAAGAUUGGCCCUCAACGUACCACGAAGAACGCUCAGAAGCUCAAGUUGCUGCCGACCCCGGAGUUAGAAGAAGAUGGAGCGGAUGAGGAAAGUGGCAGGGAGGUGUACUCGCAGUACACUCGCAUCAAAGACCCAACUGCCCGCAGAGAUGCCGCCCGUCUCGGCAAGGCCGACCGCCAGACACUGCCCAGGGUCACAGCCUACUGCACGGCGAACAGAUACCAGAUGGAUGGGCUUAUGAGGUUCCUUAAAGGGAAGGGCAAAGGACGCGGCGCAAACCCGAAGCUGAUCGACGAGUGCAUCUACUCGCCAUACAGCUAUAGCUCCAAACAAGUCGAGCUCUCCCGGCAGGAACAAAUAAUCCAAGUCCACUCCACCCCUGAACGACGACACUCCACUGGCGAAGUUCCCGGAGCAGACGGCGAGGGCUUCCAUCAGCAAAAUCUGAUGGACCUCAGAAACGAGGCCGCAGAAGUGUAUGCUUCCGAACAAUACGGUAACGGUCCCCACCAAAGCGUCGACGACCUACAGCAACUGGGUGAAAGCGUGGUGGCAACAGAAGGUGGUGACCGUCUUCAACCAGUCGACUUUGACAUCACCGUCCACACCCCAGAGGUCUUCUUCUUCAACUAUGGUGUGGUGGUAAUAUGGGGCAUGUCAGCAAGUCAGGAGCAGAGGUUCCUGAAGGAGAUCACCAAAUUCGAGCUAGAGAAGCUUGGCCCCAACGACGUGGAAACAGAAAAGUUUAACUUUUACUACACGCACGAGUAUCAGCCGCGGAUAUACAACGAUUUUAUCACGCUGAGAGACAAGAGCAAUUACAUGACCAAGCUGGCCAUCUCGCAUGCCCUAGCCCAAAGUGUCAAGACCUCCCUCUUUGAAGAACUCAUCGCCUCCACAAUCGAAGACUGCAAAGACAUACCCUCCCAGCUCGCCCUUACUGGCAAGAUUGACCUUUCUCGUAGACAGAUCAACAUGCAGAUUGGCGAGUUGUUUAUUUUGCGGAUUGGUGUGCACCUGAAUGGGUCGGUGCUGGACACCCCGGAGCUGUUCUGGGUCGAGCCGCAGCUGGAGCCGGUGUAUCAGGCGGUGAGGAGUUAUCUAGAGAUGGACCAGAGGGUGGGGUUGCUGACGGAGAGGUUGGAUGUGAUUGCGGAUUUGCUGGCGGUGCUGAAGGAUCAGUUGAGUCAUGGGCACGGGGAGAAGCUGGAGUGGAUUGUUAUUGUGUUGAUCGCGGCGGAGAUUGUGGUGGCGUUGGUGAAUAUCAUUGUGGAUUUGUAUGUGGGUAUUGAUUAAUAGAAUCCCACAGAGGGGUAAUAUAAAUAGGUAGAGAAGCGUGGGUGUGAAAGAGG